Molecule: messenger RNA, 2395 nt
Organism: Vavraia culicis subsp. floridensis
Lineage: Eukaryota; Fungi; Microsporidia; Pleistophoridae
Exons: 1
Coding region: 1-2358 (785 amino acids)
Cellular component (GO): intracellular anatomical structure
Molecular function (GO): RNA binding; ATP binding
Source: RefSeq, a predicted model, not a curated record
AUGUUCUUAGAUUUCAGUGACGACCAAAUUAAAAUGUUGGAGCCACAUUUAAAGAAUUUGAGCAAGAAUACGAGAGAGAAAGUAAUCAGCCUUUUGAAGCAAAGGGAGUUUUUGGAAAUAGAAAAUAUUGUCAGCAAAAAAAUAUCGGUUCAGAUCUUUAAUGUUCUCUUGAAAAUUACAAAGGAAAUGAACGAAAAUACGAACGUAAACGUUCCAACAAAAGGAAGUAAAAAGAAGGGUGGGAAAAAAAGCAACAAAGACAGCGAAAAAAAAAACGAAAUAGAACAAAAUGUUCGCAAAGACGAUGUUAAAGUUGAUGAAAUUGAAGUUAUCGAUGUAGAUGCCGAUUUUAAUGGAAAAACUCUAGAGUUCAUGGCUGAUGCAAGCGAAUACGCAGGCUUCAAUGAGAAGCUGCGAGUUCUGAAGGAAACAACGGAGAAAAUGCUGAUCGACGCACAAAAAGUGGAAAAUAUGAAUGAGUUAGCAAUAGAUGAGGGUAUAAAGCAUAGAAUCAAGAAUAAGCUGCCGAUACAUACGUACGAGAAUGAAAUUAUUGAGAGAAUACGAAGAAACAAGAUUACAAUUGUUGAAGGCGAAACGGGUUGUGGAAAAACAACACAAGUGCCAAAAAUGCUGCUAAAGUAUUACAACAAGAUAAUAAUAUCGUUGCCACGGAGAAUGGCUGCAAUUAACAUAGCCCGGCGAGUAUCAGAAGAGCUGUGUGUCAAGGUGGGUACUUUGAUUGGUUAUAAAGUUCGUUUUGAUAGUAAUUAUAGCGAUAAUACGCGCGUGCUUUUCGUUACAGAUGGAAUUCUAACUCUUGAAUGUCUAAGCGGCGACAUAAAAAGCUACGAUGUGAUAAUUAUUGAUGAGUUCCAUGAAAGAAAAAUGGACUACGACUUUAUUAUUUCGUACUUUUUGUGCAACAAUCUAUCCAAGCUUGUGUUGAUGAGUGCAACAAUCAAUUCAAAACUGCUAACAGAUGUUUUCAAGGCUGGUUUGGUACAGGUGCCGAUACGGCCUUUCACCAACACGAUAUACUACCUGGAGAAGUCCACUGUAGCACUUGUCAAGAAUGUGUGUGAAACCAUUAGCAUGAUUUGCAAUGAAACCGAUAGCGGUGAUAUUUUGGUGUUUCUGCCCGGUAUAGGUGAAAUUUUGGAGAUUGAGCGGCAGAUCCGGAAUACCACAGUGAAAAUUCCCAAGGUGAUAAAAUUAUGUGCAUCUGUGUCCUACAAGGAACAAAUGAGCAUAUUCGAAAAGAGUGAGAGCAGAAAAAUAAUAUUGUCAACUAAUAUUGCAGAAUCGAGUAUUACUGUGAACGAUUUAACUUAUGUGAUUGAUAGCGGUCUUGUCAAAAAACAAUUCUUGAGGGGAAGCGCAGAGUCUUUGGAGAUUGUGCGAAUUUCUAAGUCACAAGCGAACCAAAGAGCCGGACGCGUUGGUCGUGUGGCCCCCGGCUUCGUUUUUAGAAUGUACACUAGCAGUGAGUACGACAUAAUGGAAGACGAUCUCGAUCCAGAAAUUGUCAAUAGUGAUAUCUCACACCUGCUUCUAAAAUUUAUGAAAUCUGAGCUGGACUUCACGUUAUGCAUGAGAAUACUGGGCUAUCAGAGAAUAAAACUGUUCAAAAUGUCGAUGGUGAAGCUGCUCAAGCUUGGAUGUAUCAAUGUGGACGGGAAAAUCACGAAACUGGGAGAAGAUGUGCACAGAAUACCGCUAAAGGUAGAAAUGUCGAAGACUUUACUUAAAGCGAUAGAAUAUGAUGUUUUCAACGAAGUUGCCAUAAUAUGUUCGGUGCUGAGUAUCAAGAAGUUAUUUUACGAGGAUUCAGACAAGAGAAAGAGCAUCAGCGAUGUCAUGGAGAGCAACUCGAAAAAUAUCGGUGAUCACAUCAGUUAUCUGAAGCUGUUUGUGAUGGCGCUCCAACAGAAUUUUUCGCAGGACUUCUGCAGGAUGUAUUACAUAAAACGGCAGUCUUUGAUAGAAGCGAACCAAAUUUUUGGCCAGUUGAAGCGAAUGUUUGGAAAGGAUAGCGAUAAGACUAAAAUCAAUAAGAUAGCGAAAAAUUGCAGCUAUGAGAAGGUGGUUUUGUCCUUUUGUGAAGGAUACCUGCUCAAUAUAGCGAAAAGACAUAAAGAUUUCUAUCUGUGCAUUUUUAACGAAAAUGAAAAGCUCAAAGUGCAUCCAUCGAGCAGUCUAUUUAAGAAAGAAGUCGAUUUGAUACUUUAUGAAAGGUUGCAGUACACGAACUCAUUCUACAUGGUGAAUUGUUGCGGGGUGCAACCGUCCACAUUACUUAAGUUCGAAAAUUUUUUCAAACUUAGUAACAAAAAGGAUAAAGUUAGCGACCGUUAGGCUACAAGAAAUGGACAAUAAAAUUAUUUAUACAAUC